AUGGUUCAACUCGCCCACAUUUUCAAGAAGGACAAGGACAAGGAGAAACCAAAUCUUGAUAGUUCGCGACCAAGAACUUCUUUCUCCGCCUCACGCUCUCCAUCCACCAAAUCCCCGAAGUCUCCGACCAAAUCUCCCGCCAAAUCCCCCUCCAAAUCUUCUAAACCUUCUUACUUCUCCCAUAGUCGGUCUACUUCUUCCGGACCGACCAACUUCAAAUUCUCCCGCUCUUCGCGUGAUCAGGACACUCACCCUCUCAACCUACCGCCCGACGAGUUACGUCGACGAUUGUCCGCCAUGGCUGCUUCCAGAGACGACCAGCGCAGCUCCAUGGAUAUUGAUCCCCAAGAACAGCAGAAUGGCGUGAACGGCAAGGAGGAACGGAGUCCCACCCCGCCUCCUCACCGGCCCACUGCUGCUUCUGCCGAUGAGGCCGACUCAUUCAAGUUGGCUGGUAACAAAUUCUUCAAGGAUGGCAACUACCGACGAGCCAUCGAGGAGUACAACAAGGCCAUCGAGAUUAACCCCAACUCAUCCGCCUAUCUGUCUAACCGCGCUGCGGCCUACAUGUCCGCCAAGCAAUACUUGAACGCGCUCGAGGAUGUUCAACGCUCCAACGAACUCGACCCCAACAACCCUAAGAUCCUGCACCGAUGGGCUAAGAUUCUGACAAGUCUGGGUCGCCCCCAAGAAGCCUUGGACGUGCUGUCCCGCGUGCAGCCCCCCGCAAGUGCGACCGACCGCGCUCCCGCCGAGAAGAUGCUGCGCGCCGUCACACAAGCCGAGGAGACAUUAGCCGAGAACCGCGGUGUAUCGAUGGUCAUCUUCUGUCUGGACCAGGCACGACAAGGUCUUGGAUCAACUGUUAAGGAGCCUCGCAAGUGGACACUUUUGGCCGCCGAGGCCCAGCUCAAGCUGAACAACCCCAACUCAAUUGGCAAGGCGCAGGAUAUUGCCAUUUCUCUGCUCCGUGAGAACAGCCAGGACCCGGAUGCGAUGAUGAUCCGGGCCCGGGCUUUCUAUGCCCUCGGCGAGUCCGACCAGGCCCUUAAGCUCCUGAAGAUGUGUCUCGGGCUGGACCCGGAUAUGAAGCCAGCUAUUAAGCUACUACGCAUCGUGCAGAAGUUGGCUCGCACCAAGGAAGAAGGAAAUAAUGCCUUCAAGGCCAAGGACUACCGUCGUGCCAUCGACCUCUGGGCUCAGGCUCUUGAAGUAGACCCCUCUAACAAGGAUAUGAACGCCAAGAUUCUUGGAAACCGUGCUCAGGCUUACAUUAACCUGAAGGAGUACGACUCUGCCAUUCAGGAUUGUACCGAGGCUCUCCGCCUGGACCCUGGUUACGUUAAGGCCAUGAAGGUCCGCGCCAAGGCCCACGGUGGUGCCGAUAACUGGGAGGAAGCCAUCCGCGAUUACAAGAGUGUUGCUGAGAACAACCCCGGCGAGGCCGGCAUCGCGGAGGAGAUUCGCCGUGCUGAGUUCGAGUUGAAGAAGUCUCAGCGCAAGGACUAUUAUAAGAUCCUGGGGGUUGGCAAGGAUGCUAGCGACCAGGAGAUCAAGAAGGCCUACCGCAAGAUGGCUAUUCAAUACCACCCGGACAAGAACCGGGAUGGUGAAGCCGGUGAUGAGAAGUUCAAGGAAGUCGGCGAGGCAUAUGAGACUUUGAUUGACUCUCAAAAACGCGCUGCUUAUGAUAAUGGCGAUGACCUGAUGGACCCCAGCGACAUGUUCGGCGGCGGCGGCGGCUUUGGCGGUGGCGGCUUCGGUGGCAUGGGAGGCAUGGGCGGCAUGGGCGGUGCCAGCCACGUCAACAUCGACCCCAACAUCCUCUUCAACAUGAUGAACGGCGGCGGCGGCGGCGGUUUCGCCCAAGCCGGCGGCAACCCCUUCGGCGGCCAGUCUCGCGGCGGCGGUGGCUUCCCCGGCGGCGGCUUCCCAUUCUAA
Molecule: messenger RNA, 1941 nt
Organism: Penicillium salamii
Lineage: Eukaryota; Fungi; Ascomycota; Eurotiomycetes; Eurotiales; Aspergillaceae
Source: the annotation of a GenBank genome assembly